AAUACAACCAAAAAAGGUCGAUAAGCUGAAGAACAGCUAGACCUUACGCGGCUGUUUUUACCAACAAUCCUAACUUAGGUACACAAUCGCAUUAUCUGUCGCCCAAGAUGAAGACUACUUGGAAGGAUAUCCCACCGGUCCCGACGUCGGAGGAGUUUCUUGAUAUUGUUCUAUCAAGAACUCAGCGACGUCUACCCACUCAGAUUAGAUCCGGAUUCAAAAUCAGUCGUAUCAGAGGAUUCUAUACUCGUAAAGUCAAGUUCACUCAAGAGACUUUCACGGAAAAGUUCGCUCAAAUUCUUGAGAGCUUCCCCCGACUCCAGGACAUUCACCCAUUUCACAAGGAUCUUCUAAACACUCUCUACGAUGCCGACCAUUUCAAGAUCGCCCUCGGCCAUCUUUCAACCGCGAAGCACCUAAUCGAAACCAUCUCGAGAGAUUAUGUGCGACUUCUCAAGUAUGCUCAGAGUUUGUUUCAAUGCAAGCAACUCAAGAGGGCCGCGCUCGGUCGAAUGGCAACUAUCACCAAGCGACUAAAGGACCCUCUAGUCUAUCUCGAUCAGGUCCGCCAACAUCUUGGUCGACUUCCCUCCAUCGAUCCCACCACGCGCACUCUCCUGAUUUGCGGGUACCCCAACGUUGGCAAGUCGAGUUUCCUGCGCAGCGUAACCAGAGCCGACGUGGACGUUCAGCCUUAUGCUUUCACCACCAAGAGCUUGUUUGUUGGUCACUUCGAUUACAAGUACCUUCGUUUCCAGGCUAUUGAUACCCCCGGUAUCCUGGAUCACCCCCUCGAGGAGAUGAACACAAUCGAAAUGCAGUCUAUUACUGCCAUUGCUCACUUGAGGUCAGCUAUCCUUUACUUCAUGGAUCUUUCGGAGCAGUGUGGUUACUCAGUUGCCGCGCAAAUGCAACUAUUCAAGAGCAUCAAGCCCUUAUUCUCAAACAAAUUGGUCUUUAUUGUUAUCAACAAGAUCGAUAUUUUAAGGCCCGAAGAGCUGGAUGAGAAGACGAGCGGCGAACUCCAGUCAUUAGUCUCCUCCGGUGAGGUAGAGUUGCUCCAGCUCUCCUGCAAUACGCAAGAAGGCGUACAGGAAGUCAAGAAUGCCGCUUGCGAGCGACUUCUUGCGGACAGAGUUGCCCAGAAGUUGAAGGCAGGCACGUCAAACAACGGUGCCAUUGGUGGCAGGUUAGCAGAUGUUAUGGCCAGAAUUCACGUGGCGCAACCUAUGGGCGGUGCUACGCAGGAGACCUUCAUCCCCGACGCUGUAAAGAACCUCAAGAAAUACAACAAGGAAGACCCCGAACGCCGCAAGUUAGCUCGUGACGUUGAAGCUGAGAAUGGUGGUGCUGGUGUGUACAACGUGGACUUGAAGGCUGAAUACAUUCUUGCAAACCCCGAAUGGAAGCAUGACAGAAUACCCGAGAUUUACGACGGCAAGAAUGUCUACGACUACAUUGACCCUGAUAUUGAUGCCAAGCUGCAAGCACUAGAAGAGGAAGAAGAGAAGCUUGAGGCGGAAGGAUACUACGACUCGGAUGAGGAGAUUGAUGAUGCAGAAGAAGCAGAUAUCAGAGUGAAGGCAGAGAUCAUUCGAGAAAAGCAGGCACUGAUUCGGAAUGAGUCGAGAAUGCGUAGAGUCAAGAACCGUGCAGCCUUACCUCGCAAGGCUAUCAAGAAACCUCUAUCUCAACUUGAGGAUACUCUUGACGAGAUGGGUGUUGACACUCAAGACCUGCAACUCAGAGGAAGGUCGCAAACGGUGACCCGUGGACGUUCUCUCACCAGAAGUCGCCUUGGCACUGAAGAUUCUAACGCCAUGGAUAUUGACGAGACACCCAAGGAGAGACUACGCUCCAAGAGCCGGGCGGCGAGCCGAGCAAGAAGCCAGCCGGCAACAAACAGGCGCGAUGAUGGUGUCCAGGACGAGGAGACGAGGACGAAGGCGGAGAGACAGGCCAAGCUGAGCCAGAGGAAGAUGAACCGCAUGGCCAGACAGGGUGAGGCUGAUAGGCACAUUGGCGCCACGCUGCCUAAACAUUUGUUUGCCGGUAAACGAACCAUGGGCAAGGCGUCUCACCGUUAAGGAAUACUUUUCUACCACCCACGGUCUGUACAUAGUUGGUUUGAUAUGGCAUAUCAGGUUUUUUUUACUUUGCUUUGGCGUUCAGGACGGAUAUGAUACUUUCCAGAGACGUGCCCCAUCGCGUUUACGACUAUUUUAGUUGAGUCAAUCGAUCAUGAGAAUAAGUCCAA
Messenger RNA from Daldinia loculata, 2257 nucleotides. RefSeq names its product nucleolar GTP-binding protein. The transcript is spliced from 4 exons. Gene Ontology annotation, biological process: ribosomal large subunit biogenesis. Gene Ontology annotation, cellular component: nucleolus. Gene Ontology annotation, molecular function: GTPase activity; RNA binding; GTP binding. The record is from RefSeq and is a predicted model, not a curated record. NCBI's taxonomy places the organism in Eukaryota, Fungi, Ascomycota, Sordariomycetes, Xylariales, Hypoxylaceae. The coding region runs from base 108 to 2087 and encodes 659 amino acids.